This is a messenger RNA of Medioppia subpectinata, 750 nucleotides long. NCBI's taxonomy places the organism in Eukaryota, Metazoa, Arthropoda, Arachnida, Sarcoptiformes, Oppiidae. The record is from the annotation of a GenBank genome assembly.
UCGUCCUUUUUUACGAGGAUUUUUGGUGGUCACCCUACUCGGACACUACAAUAUCGGUUAGACACCAAUGAUUUGGCGGACACCGAUUGGAUCGUACACUCGGACGAAGAAACAGUGAUGACUGAGCAGUCCGUUCGGGAAAUUGUUAACUUUGUGGCCGAUGGCCGACACGACUUCGGUCAGGGGCUCAUCACUUACGCCGACCAACAGGUGGUGAACGCAUGGACUACGCUUAUGGAUACGCGUAGGAUUGCAAUGGAUUUGGGAGUGUACAGGUUUCAAAUGAAAUAUUUUAAUUGCGCAUCAUUCGGUUGGAAAGGCUCAUUUAUGAUGUGUCGAGUGAAGGCCGAGAUGGACAUAUCGUUUGACAACGGAUUGGACGGUUCGGUCCUGGGUUGCCUGGAUUAUAUUGAACAGCGCACUCGUUGGUUUCAAGGGGUUUGGCUGGUUAUUCAUGUAACAAAAAUACCAUAUUUGAUUAAACUUCCCAUGGUGAUGUCAUUUUACAGCUAUAUGACCAAGCCACUGCACGUUUUGUUGGCAAUUCUUGUUUCAGUCAAUAAUUAUAUGUUUAUUUUUGGCGCGUAUAAGGGAUUUGAUGUCACGAAACUCGGUGUCAAACGGUAUGUGAUGUAUAUGUUUGUCACACUUUUGGCAAUACCUAUGAGUUUCUGCGCAGACAUAAUAAUUGUAAUCAACGUUUUGACAACUAAUAAGUAUAAGUUUUAUAUAGUUGAUAAACAUCUAUAA